Messenger RNA from Helicoverpa zea (corn earworm), 1101 nucleotides. Its product is annotated as transmembrane protein 216-like. The record is from RefSeq and is a predicted model, not a curated record. The coding region runs from base 144 to 572 and encodes 142 amino acids. The transcript is spliced from 2 exons. NCBI's taxonomy places the organism in Eukaryota, Metazoa, Arthropoda, Insecta, Lepidoptera, Noctuidae. Gene Ontology annotation, cellular component: ciliary transition zone. Gene Ontology annotation, biological process: non-motile cilium assembly.
AUUCGUAGUUUUGACAGCUUACGUCAUUUCUGUAUCCGGCACCCCGUUGUCCAGGCGCCCGGGCGGUCGAUCGAAUAAACAAAAAAGUAAAAACGUCAACACAAGUAAACAAAACAGUCGUCAUCAUUGAUUCUUUCAGGAAAAUGUCCAAAGUGACUAAUGUUAAUUCUAGUUUAGCAUAUGAGAUACUUUUGUAUCUAAACAGUUUUUAUCUUGGGAUGUUUUUCGUGUGUGAAGUGGCCAUGGGCAUUUUAAAAGCUAUCAAUGUGUCUUAUCCUGAGAACGCGCUGUUAACUGAAGCCGGGAUAUUUAGUGCUCUAUGUCUUGUGGAAGUUAUCCGCAUAUUUUUGGGACGAAGAGGAAAUUUAGCGAGCAAGAAAGUACCAGUGUUCUUUUCAGUCAUCUUAACCAUACCUUCUGCAGUGGGUGUGUGCUACUUCCUAAUAUACCAGACAUACAUACUUCGUCUGGAGUAUAUCUGGUGUGCAGUAAUGUUGAUGUUCCAUGCUCUAGAGCUGGCCUUCGCAAUCCUGUUCAUCGUAACAGUGUGUAAACACCAGCAGUAUGAAUAAAGUGUUAGAACCUCCCUGCCAAAGAGAUAUUGAUGCCAACAUAGGUAGAAUCUAUGGAUGCCAAAUGUUGACUGAAUUAUAAGAAAAUUCCAUUAUUUUUAACUCAUAACUUUAGUUUUUAGUUAGGCUAUUUUAUUACAGUAAAUUUUUAUAGUAAGACAACCUAAUUUUGUAGUAUAAUCUAUACUUAUUAAAAUGUUUCCAACAAUUUUGUUUAAAGUUAUAACCCAUUAGAAAAUAUGUUACUAAAAGUUCUUAUGAAAGCUAGUUGGCACUUCCUAUUUUCAAUGUACAGAAGUACAGAUUAUUUCAAUUUUAGAUGUUCUUUUUUUUAUAAUUAAGAUAUUACCCUAGUAAUUGUGCCUACUUUUAAUAUUUACUCAAUGUAGAAUUUGUCCUAUUCAAAAUAUGGACCUAAAUGUAAGGGGACUAAUAGUCAGUUUGUAAAUAUGUUUAUCUGUAAUCUUGAACAAGCCAUUAAAUAAAUUUUGUAAUUGUAAGAUUGAAAUAAAAUUGUAUGCAUAGUCUA